GGAGAAGAAUGAGGCCGUGGCUGAGGAAGUGAAGGAGAUACGUCACAUGGUGAAGGGAUUGACGAAACAGAGGAGUGUCGAGGAUAGAAAUCCUCAGACGCUGACUGAUUAUCGUACGACGGGAAGAGAGAGAGGAGAUGAGCCAUGGCGACGUAGGGAUGAUGAGAAAGACCGAGACCGCAGAGAUCGCGAGCCGUUUGCGCGAGCAAGGAGGCUGGAUGAGUACCCGCGAAACCCUCGCUAUGAGGCCGAUCGGGGUAAAGGCGACUCCCGCGGCCGAUGGGAGACAGAUCAGGGCCGACGAUAUGGAUAUAAGGACGACAGAUACGAGACAUUGGACCGAGAUGGAUAUAGGGACGACAGAUACGAGAGAUCGGACCGAGACGGAUAUAGGGACGACAUAUACGAGAGGUCGGGUCGAGAUGGCUACAGAGGUGGUAGGUAUGAAAGAGGAGAUCGGGACUGGGAACGACGAGAUGGGUCGCGUGGACGGUUUGAGCGCGGGGGAGAUGCGAGAGAGCAGGGCGACUCGUCGCGGGGGUGGUACAACCGAGGGGACCGACGCGAUGAGUCACGAGGGCGAUAUGACUCGGGGGACCGCCGGAAUGAUUCGCGAGGGCGGUAUGAGCAAGGAGGGUCUAGAGGAGACCGCCGCAACGAUUCGCUCGGUCCGAAUGGGAGAGGGGGAUAUGGCGUCUCAUCAGAACCAUAUCCCAAGUCGCCUGACCCUAAGGCAGUCAGGAGUUCGAUCUCUAGAAGCGCAGACGACAGGCCAUCUACUCCCAAGAACUCAUGCGUCUACUGUAGAGGAGAAUAUCAUAUCAAGAGGGAUUGCCCGGACCUCAAACGGGCAAUAGAUGAGGGACUUGUCAUGCUUGACGACCGCAAGUACGUCAAGUGGGCAGAUGGUCUGGGAGAUGCAUUGAUGUUCCCUUCGAUGAAGGAGAAUGUCGAAGCAAGGAGAGUAAAGCCGAAUAAAGAAAAAGAGCCGGUCAGGAGCCAGAGCAUUAAGAUAACCUUUGAGGGGGAUAUGGUGACCACACCCAUAAGGGUGGCAGCCACCAAGUUGGCGAGAGGGUCUACAUCGAAGAAGACUGACACGGAUUACGUGAUGGCGGAGAAGGACGGGCAGCGGGUCGAUGGAGAGGAGGUUAUCCUUUCGCCGCGAAAGCGGGGAGUGAAGAAGUUCUUAAAGAAGAGUUCGCUGGACGAGAUUGACACGGUCGAGCCACUGAGGCGGGCCCUUCGGCAACCCAUGCAGUGCUCUAUUCUGAAGUACCUGGCGGCAUCGAAGCCGGCUCGUGAUGAGUUACAGAUGAUCAUGGGAAGACUCGCAUACCUCUAUCGGAGGAGGGUCAGGGGGGCCCUAAGGCGGAAGCUUCUACAGUAGYAGUAACGGGGGUGACUGCCAGAGCGGAUCGCAUGGCGACAGUCCUUCUCGAUGGAAUGGAAGGUGUGCCUCMAGACAAG
Molecule: messenger RNA, 1470 nt
Organism: Chara braunii
Lineage: Eukaryota; Viridiplantae; Streptophyta; Charophyceae; Charales; Characeae
Source: the annotation of a GenBank genome assembly